AUGGAGCUUCAGCCUCAGGUACUUGCAGGCCCUGGCUGGGGGAGGGAUUCCAUCCAUCUCAGGGGGGGCGCCCUCAGCCCUGGGCGACACGGCCCUGCAUGCUCUCCUCCCGCAGGAUCCUUGCCAGCUCCCACGUGCGGCGUGCUGAACAACGACACGGGAGACUGGAGUUUGACUGUGACCCCCAGUGUGAACGCGUCUGACGUGACAGUGAGGCUGAAGAGGGCUCCGUCGUCCUGUUCCUCUAACGAAACCGGCUCCUUCUCCGAGUCCCCAUGCAUCGUCCAGACCCUCCUGGUGUCGGCGUCCCGCAAUUCGGCCUGUUUAGCACAUCUGCUCAUUCAAGUGGAGAUUUAUGCCAACUCUUCUCUGGCCCAUAGUGCCUCAGAGAACGUGACGGCCAUCCCCGACCCGGUGCACCAGCCUCUGGGCCCGUGUCCCUGCAACCUAACCGCCGGGGCCUGCGACGUCCGCUGCUGCUGCGACCAGGAAUGCUCGUCCAAUGUCACCGCACUCUUCAGAGAGUCCUGUCUCACCGGUGUGUUUGGGGGGGACGUUAGUCCCCCUUUCGAUCAGCUCUGUUCUGCGCGGAGGCCGCCUGGGGCCCCCGGCUGGUUUCCCUUCCUGUGUGUGCAGUCCUCGCUGGCCAACUCGCCCUUCCUCGGUUACUUCCACCACGGGGCUGUGUCUUCCAGGCCGCACGCCGCCGCCUUUGACGCGUAUCUGCACACGGAGCCGAAGGACAUGUCGGACUCGGGGUACAAACAGGGAGACCCCGUAAUGACUGCCGCUCAGGCCUAUCUCACUGUGCCUCAGGUCUCCCUGGCUGGGCAGUGUGUGCGGGAUGCCCCGGUGGGAUUCCUGCAGAAUUUUGACGUUCGCUGCAUUACUGACCUCGACGCCUACGGGGAAGCAGACAGCGUCCUGGACGCCGGGAUAAAGGACGGCACUGCGGGAGGCAUCGUCAUCCCACACGUGGUCUAUGAGGAAGCGGCGGACCUGGGCCAGGUCCUCGCCGGCGCAGAGACACUUUUAAGUCCCGGAUCAGCCCCCAGGAACGUGACAGUGGAGGGACAUUAUCUCUUCCGAUGGAAUAAUCGUACCAUCAGUGAAAUGCACGUCAGGAUUGUCCGGGCCACGGUGCAUGCCCUCCAGAAAGGAACCAUGACACAGAGAUUUACUGUCAAGUUUUUAAGCUAUAACAGCGGCCACGAGAAGGAAAGAUCUGGAAACCCAGGUUACCAGCUGGGCAGGCCCGUGCGCGCCGCACACGCUGGGAGGAGGGACCCUGUGGCGGCCUUGAGCCUCUGGCAGCCAGCCGGGAGGGGUCUGUGCGCAUCUGCAACGCUCAGACCCGUGUUAUUCGGAGAAAACGCGCUCUCGGGGUGCCUCCUGCAGGUGGGCAUCGAGGAGAACUGCACUCGGCUCCGGGACAAGGCUGCGGAAAUACUUGAUUCAUUAAUACAAGCAACUCACGUUGCAACGAGAGGCAACUCCGACGACCGGGACCUUGGUGACGGCUGGCUGGAGAUCACGGCCGCCCCUGACCCAGGCGCAGACCCGGCUGGUGGCAGCGGGAAGGGCACCUGCACGGAGGUCCCUGCGCAGCUGAGCAUCCGCAUCCUCACCUGGGACGCGGGCGCCGUGGAAGGCAUCGCCCAGCAGGAGAUCCUGGGCGCAGAAAAGAGGGUCUCCUCGGUGACCUGGCGGCCCCAGUGCGGGCUGACGUGUGAGCAGGUCGGCCUCUUCCCCCUCAGCGCCUCCGUCCAGUUCAUUCAGGUCCCUGCCCGGCUGCCCCGGCCCCUGACCAGAUUCCAGAUCAAUUUCACAGAGUACGACUGUGACAGAAAUGAUGUGUGUUGGCCGCAGCUUCUGUAUCCCUGGACCCGGUAUUACCAAGGGGGCCUUCUUACGCUCGGUGUGUGGCCAAGGGCUUGCUGCUGGCCGCCUUCUCCGUGGUGGCCCUGCUCCUCAGUGACCCCCGGACCAGAGGACGCAGAGCGUGACCUCCGCCACUCCGGGCCCUCAGACCAGACUCUUCGCCCGCGAUUUGCUGCACUCCGGGUGCUGUUUUAGUGAGCGGAGGGUUUGUUUUUGUAGGAAAUGCCCGUCAAGCGCUCUGUGGGUCUUUCACCCACGGAGCUAUCCCGACGGGCAUCUCGCUGCCGGGCCAGACCCAGCAGCGGGCACGCGGGUCCGGGCUGCCUCCUGGUCAUCAGAAGCGUUCGUUUAUCCCAAAUUACUCAAAGUCACAGGAGCUUUGGUCCAAAUAUGUUAUUUGUACCUUAGAGACAAUUAUUUCAACUUUUUAUAUACAGUGUCCCAAAAAGUGUGUACACACUUUAACAGCUGGUAGCUCAAUUUUUGAAAAUGAAAUGUAUUUUAAUAAACACUGCCUCUA
Myotis davidii is the source of this 2401-nucleotide messenger RNA. It is a transcript of the gene TCTN2, whose product is annotated as tectonic family member 2. The transcript is spliced from 17 exons. Gene Ontology annotation, cellular component: MKS complex. Lineage: Eukaryota; Metazoa; Chordata; Mammalia; Chiroptera; Vespertilionidae. Gene Ontology annotation, biological process: smoothened signaling pathway; cilium assembly; protein localization to ciliary transition zone. Bases 1 to 2076 code for a protein of 691 amino acids. The record is from RefSeq and is a predicted model, not a curated record.